AUGUCAGCGACUUUUCAAAAGACACUCUUGGCUGCCAUCAUCAAGAGCCUCCUUCGGGGGAAAUCACUAGUUCAGUCACUCUUGGCUUACUGGGGCAGCUCUCUGGGACUUGAGACAAACACAAAGACCCGAGUCGCCAAUACGCCACGCAAAUCUGCCCGAGACUUUCUCAAAGAGGCAGAGGCUCUAUUCCUCGACCCUGUCAGUCAAGAUGGCCUGCAAGAACUAUCCAACAACCUACGAAAACAACUCCUAGAGCGACUGGAAACUGAUAUGGAGUGUAUGCUACCGUCAUACAGUCAUCAGCUACCAAGAGGUACAGAGGUUGGCCGCUUUGUGGCAUUGGACGUUGGUGGUUCGACCCUCAGAGUAGCAUUGGUGGAACUGUGUGGUCGCGUGUCCAAUAUCGGGGAGGAGAGCAGGAUCGUGAGCAUGAGGAACUUCCACAUCACCCCUGAGAUCAAAGCCCUAGAAGGCAUGUUGUUCUUUGACUGGAUGGCCGAGAGGAUACUAGAGACUCUAUCAGCAGAGCUAGAGCAGCAAGAUAGAUCUGAUGGACCUUUGCCUAUGUCGAUGGCAUGGAGUUUUCCCAUUGAACAAACAUCACUAGCAGGUGGCAAGUUGCAAGGCAUGGGCAAGGGCUUCGCGGCGUGCAACGGGUUGUUAGGUCAAGAUCUUGGAGAGAUCGUACGAACAGCCUGCUUGAACCGCGGUCUCAACGUAGAACUUCGAGCUAUUGUCAACGACUCCAGUGCAUGCUUACUAUCGGAGUCGUAUAACCACCCCACAACAAGAUUCGGCCUUAUCCUUGGUACUGGCGUUAACCUUGCUGCCUAUCUUCCUGUAUCCGCCAUCGGACGUGUCAAAUUUGGCGAGCGUCCUCCACAAUGGUUUGAGAAAGCAACACAUGUCAUCAUCAACAGCGAGAUCAGCAUGAUGGGCCGAGAUAUCUUGCCCUUGACAAGAUGGGAUCGGCAAUUAUUGGCGAACCACGCCCGACCUGAGUUUCAGCCUUUAGAGCACAUGGUCAGCGGCAUGUAUCUGGGCGAGAUUUGCAGAUUGGCACUUGUUGAGGCGAUUGAGUCGACUGGAGUCUUCGGAGGUGUUGUUCCUGUGUCCCUGGAGAAACCUUACUCGUUCUCAACCGAGACCCUUUCUAUCAUUGAGAGGGAUACGAGCUCUGAUGCCGAAGAGGCGCGCAAGCAAUUUUCCUCUCGCCACCCAUCGAGCCAAAUCCCCACAGCUGCUGAUCUAUCAUUCCUCAAGCAGCUAGCCGGUUUGGUCUCCAGGCGCUCAAGUGCGCUUGUUGCUGCUGGCGUACACGCUUUCUGGAACUUGCGCAUCGACAGCCAGAACAAGUUCGUAUCCGCAUUAUCACCCGAAUCAUCUGAGCGAGACAGCGCCGAAGCAGACCGUGACCUGGCUGAGACGACAGUAGCCUACAACGGCGGCGUUAUUGAGAGCUACCCUGGCUAUCUUGAUAGCUGCCAGUCAUAUCUGAACGACUUGGUAGCGGCUGACAAGAUGGAAAAGUCUGGAAACAGAACAAUCAAGCUUGUGUCAGCAAAGGAGAGCUCCCUGAUGGGAGCAGCAGUGGCUUUGGCCUCUUUGGAGGAGGUCGUAGAGGGGCCACUGGGCGUGGCGCUGUUCGAUUCUUUUGUUCUCUUUCAUCCUAACCUUUUGCCCUCAACACGCGACAUGGCCACCUCCGACACAUUUGCUGAAUGCGCCAUCGCGUUCGUCGCCAGCAAUUUACUGACUCCCAAACUGAUCGGAGAGCUAUCAACCAUUUUGGAAGAAAAUGGUGCACAAAUAUGUGAACCUCGACGCGACGGCUCAUUACCGAUCGAGAAAGUCACCCACAUCAUCUCCAACACGAUCGAUUUCCCCCAGUUCACUGAGGCACAGGCUCAUAUGAUCCCUGUAGUGACGACUCAAUGGAUCACCUUCUCCAUAGCUCGGAGGAAACAGGCUCAAAUUAGGCCUUUUUCGCCUGAUCCGAGAAUGAUCUUUUCUGAGGUGGUGGUGACUUGUGCGGAUCUGCCAGAGACCGACAAGGAGAGCAUUGCUGGUGCUACAAUGGCUUUGGGUGGACAAGAAACAAAAGAUGCAUCCAAGGUAACCACGCAUAUUUGCGCCCUCUCGAUGGAUCAUCCUAAGGUCCAGGUUGCUCUACAAAAGGGAUGGAAAGGCAAAGUUGUGUUGCCACACUGGUUCGAUGAUUGCUUCAAACUUGGGAAACGUAUCGACGAAGGUCCCUAUCUACUACCCGAUCCCGAAAUUCUUAAGAAGACUUCCGCAGACGAUCUUAAAAUACCCUCCAACGAAAACCUCGCGGGUGCGACAUCACCGACACCGAAUUACCUCCCUUUACCCUUGCCUUCUGAUGGAGAGGUUGUUCGCCCACCUGUCACUAUCUUCCAGGACCGUAAUGUCUUGCUAUCCGCGGAUCUGACUAUAACCGAACGACUGUCAAAGGUGGUCAGGGAAAUUAUCGUUAGAGGAGGCGGAAAGCUCGUGGACAAAGUCGAGGAUUGCGACAUGCUCAUUUGCCAAUACCGCGACGGUCCUCAAUAUGUUCAAGCGGCGCAAGCGUACAAAGAGGUCGGAAAUCUGGCCUGGCUUUACUGGCUUAUCGUCCACAACGAGUGGACAUCGCCGCUGCGUCGACUGCUACACUAUCCGAUCCCCAAGGAUGGUAUAGAAGGAUUCAAGGGUCUACGUAUCACAGUAUCAAAUUACGGUGGUGAAGCACGAAUUUACCUGGAGAACCUGAUCAAAGCUUCUGGAGCCGAGUUCACCAGAACGAUGAGAGCCGAGAAUACGCAUUUAAUCACUGCGAGAGACUCUAGCGAGAAAUGCAAGGCUGCCCCUGAAUGGGGGAUUGCCGUCGUCAACCAUCUCUGGAUCGAGGAGAGCUAUGCCAAGUGCGAAAUUACACCCAUCAAUAUCAAGAAGUAUAAUCAUUUCCCUCCGCGCACUAACCUGGGCGAGAUUAUCGGGCAAACGUUCUUUGAUGAACCAAAGUUGCGCGAAAAGUACUACCCUGGGGGGCCGGCCAAGCUCUCACCACGAGCCAAGAGGAAGCGAGCAAUCCUGGAAGCUGCAGAGGAGAACGCAUAUGCACGAGGGCCAGCAGAGGGCGUUGUUAUUGGCCAGCCUGGUAAAGGGGACGUCGAGAUGGAAGACUCUAACGGAGGAGAAAGCGAGAAGUCCACAAAGAAGACCAGAGUCAUUGGAGAUGCAACUCCAAUUCGCCCGCGCCGUACUGGGAAGGAGAACGAGACGCCGUCGGUGGCUUCCACAGGAAGUCGUAGCGCCAAAGCGAAAGCCCAGGAACGUCUGCAUGGCUUGAGCGACGACAUUGCGCUUUACGAAAAGGAGAAGAAGAGGCAUGCCAAGGGAGGCAAUACAAUCUGGGGUGGAAAGCGAGCUGCCGACCAGGCCGAAAAGACUAACACCAAAACCAAACCUGAGGAGAAGCCCGAAGAUGAAGAUGCCGACACAUUAUCGAAGCGGCCAACCAAAAAGACCAAGCCGUCACUUCCAGACAUUCAGAUGCGUGUUGUCUUGACUGGAUUCACUCGCUGGGUUGGAGACAAGAACAAGGAAGAUCAGGAUCGAAGAAAGCUUCGGGACAUGGGCAUACAGAUUGUGCAAGAGGGUCAGCCGUGCGACUAUUUGGCAGCCCCUAGUGUUGUCCGUACUGUCAAAUUUUUAUGCGCGCUUGCACGCGGCCCAACAGUGAUCUCGUCAACUUUCAUUGACCAGUCUUUAGACAGGGGCACCCUUCUCGAUGUUGAGGAUUUCAUUCUCAAAGACAAUGCAGCUGAGAAACGGCACAACAUUGUCCUUGAGACAUCAGUGGCUCGUGCCAAGGCAAAUAGAGGCAAACUUCUUGUUGGUGUUCCCAUCUAUUGCACGGAAAAGAUCCGCAAUGGUGCGGAGAGCUACAAAACGAUCGCCGAGGCCAACGGGGCGAUCUUCAAGAUCUAUCGGGCUCGGAGUGGGACGACAAUCCGACCAACAACGGCAGAGGAAGAGGGUAACGCGCCACCCGAGCCGGUCUACCUAUUAAGUAGCGGACGACCCGACGAGAGACCGCUUUGGGAGAAAUUCCGUGACAUGGCGUACAACGGCAACAUGGAGCCUCGCAUUGUUGCACCUGACUGGUUGCUCGAUGUCGCAAUGGCUCAACAGGUGCGGUUUGAUGACAAGUUUUUGGCGGAGAACUUUUACGGAAAUUCGCAGUAG
Fusarium subglutinans is the source of this 4254-nucleotide messenger RNA. RefSeq lists its product as uncharacterized. Bases 1 to 4254 code for a protein of 1417 amino acids. Gene Ontology annotation, cellular component: nucleus; Cul8-RING ubiquitin ligase complex. The transcript has 7 exons. Gene Ontology annotation, biological process: intracellular glucose homeostasis; carbohydrate metabolic process; DNA double-strand break attachment to nuclear envelope. The record is from RefSeq and is a predicted model, not a curated record. Gene Ontology annotation, molecular function: ATP binding; hexokinase activity; D-glucose binding. NCBI's taxonomy places the organism in Eukaryota, Fungi, Ascomycota, Sordariomycetes, Hypocreales, Nectriaceae.